UGGGGCAUCCUGAAACGGACCAAAAGCAAAAAAGCACGUUGCUCAGUCAGUUCCCCUUCUAUCCUCACCGACGGCGAAGACCCACCGAUCCGGCGAUCCCCACCAGAAUUCACCCACCUCCCGCCCGCGUAGGGCUCGCUCCGCCGCCGCCGCCGUCAUGGACCUCCCGGCCGCCACCGGCGGGGGCCGGCGCACGAGCUACUCGCUCCUCUCCCAGUUCCCCGACGACCCGGCCGCGCCGGCCGUCCUGCAGCGCCAGUCCAGCGGCGGCAGCAGCUACGGGCCCGGCAGCUCCGUCUCCGCCUCCAGCGACUACCCCUUCAACCACCACCUCCCCCCCUCCGCCGCCCCCGCCGCCGCCGCCGGGGGCACGCCCAAGAGCUGGGCGCAGCAGGCGGAGGAGACGUACCAGCUGCAGCUAGCCCUCGCGCUCCGCCUCUGCGCCGACGCCGCCUGCGCCGCCGACCCGGGAUUCCUCGACCCCGGGGACGCCAAGAUGAUGGGAGGGCCCGGCCCCGGGGGAAGUGGGAGCGGCAGGGCGUUCCCGCUCGCGCCACCCACGCCCACCGCCGAGGCGCUCUCGCACCGCUUCUGGGUAAACGGCUCGUUAUCGUACAGCAACACGAUACCGGACGGGUUCUACCUGAUCCAAGGGAUGGACCCGUUCGUGUGGUCGAUGUGCACCGACGUGCACGAGGAGAACCGCAUACCCUCCGUGGAGUCGCUCAGGUCCGUCCGCCCCGGCGACUCCUCCAUCCAGGUGGUCCUCGUCGACAGGAGGGCCGACUUCGAUCUGGGGAUGCUGGAGAACUAUGCGGCCAGCUUCCUGUCCAGCUCCGCCGACAUCAAGGAUGUGAUCAAUCAGCUGGCCAAACUCGUGUCUUCCAGAAUGGGGGGUACAGCCUCCAAUGAAGAAAACCUGCUUCCGCGCUGGAAGGAGAGCAGCGAGGCGAUCACGUCGAGUUCGGGGUCUAUUGUGCUUCAUCUGGGGAAGUUGCCGAUUGGUCUCUGCAAGCAACGCUCUUUGCUUUUCAAAAUGUUAGCAGAUAAAGUCAACGUACCAUGCAGAUUAGUCAAGGGUUGUAAAUACUGCAAAGCUGAGGAUGCCUCGUCCUGUGUUGUACGUUUUGGGCUUGAAAGGGAAUACUUGGUUGACUUAAUCGGGGAGCCUGGCCAACUAUCUGAUCCUGAUUCCUUUGUCAAUGGUCCCUACUCGCUAUCAGUGCCCUCACCUCUCCGUCCUCCAAAAUUUAGGUCAUUAGAGAUCACUUCAAAUUUCAGCUCAGUUGCCAAGCAAUACUUCUCAGAUUGCCACUCCCUCAAUCUAUUGUUCAGUGAUGCUUCCACAGGUGCUUCUAGUGGUGCUGCAGUUGCUGUAGACCAAAUGUAUUCGAAGAAACAUGAUGCAGGUGACGGGAUCGCGAGCGGCUGGGUGCCAGUGAAAGGGCAACCAACUAUAAACUCGGACAUUAUUCUGCCAGAAGCUCCUCGGGAGAUUUUGCCACUUAUGACUUCCUCCAAUUUAACUGCUGAUAAAAAGAAAGAAUUCCAGUUACUCGAGGGGAAUCAGUAUCUACGGAGUACAGUAAGUGAUCUGUCACUUGCUGUGGAUGAUCUGAUAAUUCCAUGGAAUGAGCUGGUUUUAAAGGAGAAGAUUGGAGCAGGUUCUUUUGGAACAGUUCAUCGUGCUGACUGGCAUGGAUCGGAUGUUGCUGUGAAGAUACUGAUGGAGCAGGAUUAUCAUCUGGAUCGCUUCAGAGAAUUUAUGAGAGAGGUCGCAAUAAUGAAAAGUCUGAGGCAUCCAAAUAUUGUUCUCUUCAUGGGUGCUGUUACUGAACCCCCAAACCUAUCAAUAGUUACGGAAUACUUGUCAAGAGGUAGCUUGUAUAAACUUUUGCAUAGGACUGGUGCAAGGGAAGUUCUGGAUGAGAGGCGCCGUUUGAACAUGGCGUUCGAUGUGGCGAAGGGAAUGAACUAUCUGCAUAGACGUAGCCCCCCUAUUGUUCACCGUGAUUUGAAGUCUCCAAAUCUUCUAGUCGACAAGAAGUAUACUGUGAAGGUAUGUGACUUUGGCCUUUCACGACUGAAAGCCAACACCUAUCUGUCCUCGAAGUCUUUGGCCGGAACUCCUGAAUGGAUGGCACCUGAAGUGCUACGAGAUGAGCCGUCCAAUGAGAAGUCUGAUGUCUACAGUUUCGCUGUGAUCCUAUGGGAACUUAUGACAUUACAACAACCAUGGUGCAACCUGAAUCCUGCCCAGGUAGUUGCUGCUGUAGGCUUUAAAGGAAGAAGACUCGAAAUUCCAAUAGAUUUGAAUCCUCAAGUAGCUGCAUUGAUCGAAGCCUGUUGGGCUAAUGAGCCAUGGAAGAGACCCUCAUUUGCUAAUAUCAUGGAAACUUUGAGACCUUUGAUUAACAAGGUUGCGGUGCCACAGUUGCUCCGUUCAGACUCAUAUAUUAUCAAAAAAUCUGCGUGUCUUGCACUUCUGUUCUAUUAUACUGAUAUAAAUUUGCAACAUUCUGAUCUGAACUUAUACAUGGAACCGCCGGCCCGCCCCGCCGCCAUGCGCGCCUCCAUGGACGCCCCCUCGGCCCGCAGAUCCGCCGCGCCGGACCCGGGCGCCGCCCCCAAGAAGCCGCGCCUCCUCGCGCCCCCGCCGUCCAGGGACCCCAGAUCCUCCUACGCCGCCGCCGCCAACGGUGCCAGAGCGACCGCGGAUGCGGCUGCGGCCGCGGCGGCGGCGGAGCAGCAGGCGCAGGUGGACGAGCUGGUGGCGCAGUACCGGACGGCGCUCGGGGAGCUCACCUUCAACUCCAAGCCCAUCAUCACCAACCUCACCAUCAUCGCCGGCGAGAACCUCCACGCCACCAGGGCCAUCGCCGCCCUCGUCUGCAACAACAUCCUCGAGGUUCCAAGUGAUCAGAAGCUACCAUCUCUUUAUCUGCUUGACAGUAUAGUCAAGAAUAUUGGAAAAGAUUAUAUUAAACAUUUUUCUGCAAGAUUACCUGAGGUUUUUUGCAAGGCAUAUAAACAGGUUGAUCCUCCUGUACAUUCUAGCAUGAGGCACCUUUUUGGAACAUGGAAAGGAGUGUUUUCUCCAGCUUCACUUCAAAUGAUUGAAAAGGAACUUGGUUUUCAAUCAUCUACUAAUGGAUCUUCAGGUUCUGCAGCAUCAAAGCCUGAUUCUCAAUCCCAGCGCCCAUCCCACAGCAUUCAUGUUAACCCCAAAUAUUUGGAAGCAAGACAACAGCUCCAACAACCAAAUAAGGGGCUACUGGGAGCCGGUGCCAAGACGGCAAUAAUUUCUGAUUCUGAUGAUGAUGUCGACAGGGUUAACACAAUAGCUAUUGACAAAGGUGCAGGGAGACGGCUGGAUAAUCUUAACUCUAGACCCCGCGCUCAGAGGGACCCUUUUAGUAAUCCUAUUCAUGAGAAGCCAGAUAGAGAUAUCAGGGGCCUUGGAUUUUCCAGCAUCUCACAACAGCCUGUUGGAGCUGGUCAAGUUCGUUCAAAGUCCAAAGGCCAAGAUGGAAUCGGGGGAUCAUAUUAUACUGGAGGUGUUAGUUCUUCUGAAGAGCAAUUUGACAGACGCAGCAACUUUUAUGCAAAUAAAGAUACUCGGCCUCCAGAAUCUGAUCGUUUUGUCUCUGCACUUCUACCAACUCCUGUUAGUACUUCUGAUAGGACUGGUAGGCUGUCAGCUAACAAAAGCUGGAAGAACUCUGAGGAAGAAGAGUACAUGUGGGAUGAUUUACAUACUCAAGGAGCAGAUUAUGGAGUUGCCAGUUCUGCAAGAAAAGGAGAAUUGAUGGCUGAGGAUGGCAAUAUUUCAAGCUUUCAGAGGGCUAAAUGGUCAGAGCUGGGAGACCAUUUGGACCCUGACUUCCGCAAACAAGAUACCAUCCCUAGAUUUGGACAUGAAACAGGCCAAGAUAGAAGAAUCGCAGCAUAUAUGGAUCGUGAAGAGUACCUUCACAGCAAGCGUGAGUUGGAACCAAGAAUAGAUAGGGAAAUGUGGCCUGAAGGACAACAGUUUCCAGAUUCUCGUGUUUCCUCUCUCUGGUCAUCCCAGGAGAAAACUCGCCCAGACAUUGCGCGGGAUCCCAGGAUAUCAAGAUUUUCCAAUCAGUCAGCAAGCAUCACUUCAUCUGUACCUGUAGGAUUAUCAGGAGCCUAUGCUGGACGGUCAAGCCUGGAAAGUGCAACUAGUGGUCCUACAACUUUUGGGCAACAAAAACAUAAACAGUGGUCACCUUCCCCGCCACCUGUCCAGGCACCUUCAUCUACUGCAUCCUUUGCGCGCCAGAGCUCCCCAAGCUCUGUGGAGCAUGAUAUGUAUGCUUCCAGAUCAUCUUUCCUAUUGAGCCAAAAUCCCCUGGAGGAACAUAACCAAAGAGCUCAUGCCUUGUCUCAAGGUGCUACGCACUCUCAGGGCCGGCCUAAUCUUCAAGCAACACCACCACAUACUUCCUCGCAGACUCAAAAGCACCCUUCUGUUCUGUCAAAGCCACAUCUCAAGCCACCUAACAAUCUCUUUCCGCAAGACAGUUCAUCAUCAUCGCUGUUUAGGCCUUCUAUCCAUCUGCCACCUGAAGAAGUUCCCUUGCCCAGUGACCCAGCACAUGUAAACUCGGAUCAGGUAAGUGCUAGUAACUUGUUGGCUGGUCUUCUAAAGAGUGGAUUCAAACCGAACACAGGUGAUCAUGCUAGCUCGAGGGCACAACCUCCUCUUCCAUUGGUCAUGCCAUGUCUUCUGGCUGCUUCAGCCAGUGAAAAUGCUACUUUGAAGCCUCAUGUCCCAAACUCUGUUCGCCCACCUUUGCCACCAGGCCCGCCACCAACGCAGAAAACUGAUAAUCCUGCACCGCUCUCAAGUCUUCUCAGUAGUCUGGUUGCAAAGGGGCUAAUUUCUUCACCGUCCACUGAUUCGUCUGCUGCGUUGCCAGGAAAGCCCAGCAAAUCAAGUCCGAGCACAUCUGGUGUCAGUGCUUCACCUCCACCUUUGCAGAUUGUCCAGCCUUCAGUUGGCAAGGAGAAAUCUGCCCCAAAAAAGACUUUGUUGCCCCAACCUGUUGAAAUCAAGACGGCUGACCUUAUCGGUCUUGAGUUCAUGCCAGCACUGCUUCGUGAGUUCCAUACGCAUGUGGUUGACAGCCUCUUUGAUGACCAAUGCCAUCAAUGUAAAACAUGUGGUCUAAGAUUCAGACUUGAAGAGGAUCUCAGUGAACAUGCUGCCAGCCACGAAUCAGGCUCUUCCGAGCCUAGAAACAGUGGCAUCGCACCUGAAAGAUGGUACCCUAACAAGAAGCGCUGGAUUGAUAGAUCACCUGAACCGCAGGACAUCUUCCUGGACUCUGAUACAGAGUUGUGCUCUGCAGAGGAAGGUUGUGAGUUUAUGGUUCCUGCAGACGAGAGCCAGAUUAUCUGUGCACUUUGCGGGGAGCAAUUUGAGGACACAUAUUCCAUCGAUAAGGGUGAGUGGAUGUACAAGGGUGCUGUCUAUUAUGAUUACUCAAAGGUAGAAAGCAACCGCGGUGGCGUUGUGAAGAGUCAAGAGCGUGCACCCAUUGUCCAUGGAAGAUGCAUGCCAAGGAUUGCAGACGAUGGCAUGGAGGAGGAUUAGUAUUAUUGGCAUACACAGCAGCAGGAACACCAGCAAACAACAACUGAGAUCAUGACAUUGAGGUUCAUUUGCACGAGGGCAAUGUCACCAUUGAUUACAUAUGGAGGCUCAUUUGCACGAGGGCAAUGUGCAGCAGCGAUCAAUAUAUACUGCAGCAGCUCGGUGGAUUAGCGCGAAGCAUCAGCGAAUUUUUUGGUCGACUUGUCCCUCAGAUGUCACCAUUUCAUCGUGUAGAAAAGGUGUUUACAGAAAGAAUAAACGCCCAGUCAUUAGUCGGGGGCAUUUCGAUCCCCCUGGUGGGUCAAAUUUUUGGUGGGGGUUCUGAUUACAUGUGUUUGAUCUUUCUGUUCAUAUAGGAUGCCAUGUAUGCUAAGAGUGUAUUGUUUGUUUGGUAACCAGGAAGGGUGAAACAGGUGACGCCGACAGAGUUACUGCUGUAUCUUGACAACUUUCCUGUAGAGUCUCGAUAUGUAGUGGUUUUUGUACUUAAAACCAAACUGACAAUAGAACAAGUUCAUCA
Molecule: messenger RNA, 6143 nt
Organism: Lolium perenne
Lineage: Eukaryota; Viridiplantae; Streptophyta; Magnoliopsida; Poales; Poaceae
Biological process (GO): mRNA 3'-end processing; protein phosphorylation; termination of RNA polymerase II transcription
Cellular component (GO): cytoplasm; mRNA cleavage factor complex
Molecular function (GO): RNA polymerase II complex binding; mRNA binding; ATP binding
Source: RefSeq, a predicted model, not a curated record